Molecule: messenger RNA, 1224 nt
Organism: Epinephelus lanceolatus (giant grouper)
Lineage: Eukaryota; Metazoa; Chordata; Actinopteri; Perciformes; Serranidae
Source: RefSeq, a predicted model, not a curated record
UCACAAGUCUGACCUUUCUACAGCCCGGCAUGAGCAGAACCUGAGACAAACUUUUGGUAGUAACUUCCUUCCUCAUGUGGACUAAUUGUUUAAACACAUGAGGACGUAUUUGAGAAGCGGGGUCUUAUUUAUUUUCAUGUUUGUCUGACGUCUUCGUGCGUUUUUAACCAGGAAGUACAUUGGCAUUGGCGUUAGCAUUAGCACACACGCUGUGGUACAAUGUCAACAGUCCCAGGAGGAACAGGCACCCCCGUGUCAAAACCCGACCAGAUGUUUAGGAGCUGCUGGAGCUGUCGGCUCAUCUCCGGCGGAGGUUUGGUCCUGUCCGGAGCUUAUGUGUUCAGUGCAGCCCGGAGAGUGAUGCGACAAGGUGGAACUACCUCUAUUGGGACAGUGGCACAGCUUGUAUUUGCUGCCUGUCUGGCUUCAUGGGGGGUUGUCGUCAUCGCUGACCCAGUAGGAAGAGCGCAGAGGAAGACGUGAAGGCUGUUUGGGGAAGUCACGACAGCACGAAUGAACAUUUGAUGGCUCAAACAUGGACUGCAAGGGUGUGCAGAUAUUUAUGGACAAUAGGACACAAGGUUAAAGAAGCUAGAAAAGAGAUGCUGUCUUUGCACUAUAGUUGGCACGUUGGCAUUGUUUGGAUGGACCAAGCAUCCUGCAAUAUUGGAAAUGAAUUAAAAAUGGAAGAUCACAUAUUCAAUCAAAAAGGUGACUGUCAUGCAUAAAAACACAUUUUCAAAAAUACUAAUUCCCUAGAUUACAAGUUUAUUUAUACGUACAAGCAAAAUCUUACUUUAGGUACCAUCAUCAGGACAACAUGAGUGUUUGACCACAGCAGCACUGUUACAUAACACUCCAUUUAUUAGGUAUGUAAGGUAAUUUAAACACCAGCAGGGAAAAUGAUCCCCUCGCCUAUAAGAACACACACUCAUCACUCACUUGUCUGUCCUGCUCAGGGCUUCAAAUUGAGCUGGGUUGGCUCCAAGGUUGGAAAUCAACUUCUCUGUCCACCUCCCACUGUGGCUGGCAGAUUCCUACAUCACCCAGACACUCAAUUAUUUUUUUUGGCUGGUGAGUGAAGCAAAUGAAGCAGUCAUUUGCAUGUUUUAUCAGCAUUUGGCUCGUGGCUGGUGCUGAUUUCCAACCCUGGCUGGCUUUGCUCCACAAAGAGAGAUCCAUCAGUGGAAGAAAAGAGAUUUGAGACUUUAAAAAAAAAAAAAA